GUCGCCGAAAAACUUCAGUAAACAUCAGAUGUCAGUUCGUGGUUGGAAAAAUCUUGUAGUUGGUUUGUUUCUCUGUCAAGUUAGUUGAUUUUACAUAUUCUAUUAUCGUAAAUUCGCAGUAAUGAUACUUAGACGUUUCAUUCAAAUAUCUUACGUAAUUCGCUUUAAUAAAUUGAAAAUUCUACCCGUCCACCAGACGUUAUUUUGCUCGAUUGGAAACUUGAACGGCACGGUAUCAACUAACAACAGUACAUUCACGACAAUCACGACACCAAAAAUGAAAUAUCUAAAUCAAACCGAAGCGACAAAUAUUGAUAUCGAACUAUUCAAUGAUUACAAAUUCAGCGUAGAUCAACUGAUGGAACUUGCAGGUCAGGCUGUCGCUCAUUCCAUAGCAAAAACGUUUCCGGUUCAAGAAUUACCAUCGAACAAAUUGCUCGUUUGUUGUGGUCCUGGUAAUAAUGGAGGCGAUGGACUAGUAGCUGCUCGACAUUUAUCGCUAAUGGGCUAUGAGCCGACAAUUUACUAUCCACGAAUGGUGGACAAAGAACUCUAUCGCAAUUUGGUACAUCAAUGCAAAUCGAUGGACAUUGAAUUGGUGCAGACGGUCGAAUUGGAACAGGCGAACGAAUAUGGUCUCAUUGUUGACGCUCUAUUUGGAUUCAGCUUUAAGCCGCCAGUUCGGCCAGAUUUCCUUAAUAUUAUGGAUGUCAUGAGACGAACUACCAGACCCAUUGCAAGCAUCGACAUUCCCAGUGGUUGGGACGUUGAGAAUGGCCCACCCGAAGAUGGAAUCAAACCGACGUUACUGAUUAGCCUAACAGCACCGAAAAUGUGCGCAAAAUUCUACACCGGGAAGUAUCACUUCUUGGGCGGUAGAUUUGUGCCGCCUUCGCUUCAAGAAAAGUACAAAUUGGAUUUGCCAAACUAUCCGGGCGUAGACACUUGCGUUCAGAUUUGAAUUUCGUCAUAGCCUCAAACCGUUUACAUCAUCCAUAAAAUCCAAUAAAUGCACUCGCGACAGAGCAACAACGCUU
Bradysia coprophila is the source of this 1037-nucleotide messenger RNA. RefSeq names its product NAD(P)HX epimerase (gene Naxe). Gene Ontology annotation, cellular component: mitochondrion. The record is from RefSeq and is a predicted model, not a curated record. Gene Ontology annotation, molecular function: NAD(P)HX epimerase activity. Lineage: Eukaryota; Metazoa; Arthropoda; Insecta; Diptera; Sciaridae.